Molecule: messenger RNA, 1999 nt
Organism: Myripristis murdjan (pinecone soldierfish)
Lineage: Eukaryota; Metazoa; Chordata; Actinopteri; Holocentriformes; Holocentridae
Gene: mchr1a
Product: melanin-concentrating hormone receptor 1a
Exons: 2
Coding region: 24-1097 (357 amino acids)
Biological process (GO): neuropeptide signaling pathway
Cellular component (GO): neuron projection; plasma membrane
Molecular function (GO): melanin-concentrating hormone receptor activity; neuropeptide binding
Source: RefSeq, a predicted model, not a curated record
GAGGCAGGAGAGACAUCUUGUGGAUGAAAACGAAAACUCAUCCAUAUGGGGAAUGGAUCCAACCGUGCUGUCUAGCUGUGGACGGGGCCCCACACUGCAGUGCCAUCCUCCCUAUCAUCUUUGGCAUCAUCUGCCUUCUGGGCAUCCUGGGUAACUGCAUUGUCAUCUACACCAUCAUGAAAAAGACCAAGUGCCGUGCCAAGCAGACAGUUCCAGACAUCUUCAUCUUCAACUUAUCCAUUGUUGAUCUCCUGUUCCUCCUUGGGAUGCCAUUCCUCAUCCACCAGUUGCUGGGCAACGGCGCCUGGCACUUUGGGGCCACAAUGUGCACAGUCAUUACUGCACUUGACUCCAAUAGCCAAAUUGUCAGUACUUACAUACUCACUGCAAUGACCCUCGACCGCUACCUGGCUACGGUUCAUCCCAUCCGCUUCAACUACGUGCGCACACCUUGCGUGGCUGCUCUGGUCAUUAGCCUGGUGUGGGUUCUGUCCCUGCUCACCAUCAUCCCCGUGUGGAUGUAUGCCGGCCUAAUGCCCCUGCCAGAUGGCCUGGUGGGCUGUGCUCUGCUUCUCCCCAACCCAGUCACUGACACAUACUGGUUUACGCUCUAUCAGUUCUUCUUGGCCUUCGCUCUACCCUUGGCCAUAAUCUGCGUGGUCUUCUUCAAGAUCCUCCAGCACAUGUCCACCAGUGUGGCCCCGCUGCCUCCACGGAGUUUGCGGGUGCGCACAAGAAAAGUGACUCGAAUGGCAGUGGCCAUCUGCCUGGCUUUCUUCAUCUGCUGGGCCCCGUACUACAUCCUCCAGCUGGUCCACCUCGGGGUGCAGAACCCGAGUCUGGCUUUUUCCUUUGCUUACAACAUAGCCAUCAGUAUGGGCUAUGCCAACAGUUGCAUCAACCCUUUCCUCUACAUUAUCCUCAGUGAGACCUUCAAGAAGCAGUUCCUCAGGGCUGUACGCCCCGUGAACAGAAAGUUUCGUGUCAACCCCAGCACCACAGAUGGUGGCAGCGUCAAUCUGAGAAUGGCACCUGAAGGAGUUCAGCAUGAGGCUUCGUCCCGGGAGCUCAUUCAAGCUAAUAUGGCUGCACACUGAAUCACAAUAAGAAUCAGAAUCACUAUAGUUGGUCAGUACAAUUAUGGUACAAGAAAACCUGCACACACAUCAGAAACUCUCAGUGAUUAUAAUUGAUAUUGGCAACCAUUAUACACAGACAGCAGGACUUAACACUCAGCUAAGCGGACAAUGCAGGGCAUACAGCCUUGACACACCUUACACAAACAGUGUACAUUUUUUCAUUGUGCAUUCAUGCAGCAUUGCAUGUCACAGUUUGCAGCUGUACCUCAGAGUGCAGUGCAAUGGAAGAUAAUAACUUGAUACAGUUGUAGUUAAUUGGAUGGGAACACAUGUAAUGAGUUAUGAGCACUGCAAAAAUAGACGUCAUUUCAGAAGCUAAAGUGAAGGGAUUCUGAAAGAUCCUUUUAAAAUAACAGGGGGCUUGUCCAACAGCAUUUUCUAAGGACAGUAAUGAAGUGAUGAAGUCAGUCCCUCAGUUUCACACUUGUAUUAUAAUAAGAAUGGAUUUGUUUUUCCAGUAGUGAAUGUAAAUGAUUUUAGGCAUCCUGAAAUCACAAAAAGAACUGAAAACCAAAUCCCAUCAUUUUGCAUUUUUAUUCAUUGCAUUUUUGUUUUGCGUGACCGUGUAUUGAAAGCUUAUCAAACAUUGCUUCUGUUGUCCUGAUGAUAUUAUAUAUUAACACAUACAAUCCUAAUGGUGUUAUUAUAUGUUUAAGGAAGGGUAUGGUAAAUAUAUAUGUAUUAUUGUUAGUGUCUUAAGAUUAAGUUGUAACUAAUAUUGUUCUAUUGUUUGUAUUAUAAAGUGAAAAAUGCCUUGUCAAAUAAUUUGAGACUUUGUUCCCUCGUUGUUGACCAAAUGUUAUAUUGUGGGCCCAUCCUUAUCUUUAGUGUUGUGAAUAAUAAAAUGACAGUGAGCCGUG